AUUGUUGGCGGAUGAGGGCGCUUCACCGCCAUUUGAAACACACACACAUAGACACACACUGGCUGUGUCUGAGCUAAACGCUUGUAGCCCUGAAAGUAGACUUGAUGAUGAACUGAGCAGCAGACAGGAGAAACAUUUUGAAAUCGAAAGCGACACGGUUAGAUUUAUUCAAUGAUCGGGUGAUGUGACGACCCUGAUCGGAGAGAUCUGACCGGGCUGAGAAGGCUGAAGUGAAGAAGCAGGACUUUUCGUGGCUGUUGGUGCUCAAGCUGGCCAUCAGAUGACCAAGUUCUGAAAAGUCGAUCUGCGCUGUCUUUGCAGUUUUUCAGCUCGAGACUUCGGAAAUAACAUCAUGGCCGUCUCGUUGUCCUCCUCCAAUCUCCUGCUCCUUCUCCUCAUUUCCUCCUUGGAUUGGCUGUCCACUCCAGGAUCUGCAUUUCUCAUGGUUCGGGAUCAUGUGACGUCAUUAGCUCCCCUUGAACCUCAUAUCACAGAGUGCGUAUCGAGGGACCAGGAGACAUUCCGAUGUUGGUGGAGUCCAGGCAGCUUCCACAACCUGUCCUCCCCUGGAUCACUCAGAGUCUUCUACCUUAAGAAAGAGUCACCUGCCAGUGAGUGGAAAGAGUGUCCGGAGUAUGUUCAUUCAAACAGGGAGUGCUUCUUCGAUGUAAACCACACAUCUAUUUGGGUCCCCUACUGCAUGCAGCUCCGCAGCCACAACAGCACCUUUUACAACGGCGAUUACUGUUUCACUGUGGAGAAUAUCGUACGUCCUGAUCCACCAGUGUCUCUAAACUGGACAAUGCUGAACAUAAGUCCCUCCGGGCUAAGUUAUGAUGUCAUGGUCAACUGGGAGCCCCCACCCUCUGCAGACGUCAGGGCGGGCUGGAUGCGCAUUGAGUACGAGAUCCAGUACAGAGAGCGAAAUACCACAACCUGGGAGGCACUGGAGAUGCAGCCACACACCCAGCAGACAAUCUUUGGUCUGCACAUAGGAAAAGAGUACGAAGUGCACAUCCGCUGCAGGAUGCAGGCCUUCACUAAGUUUGGAGAGUUCAGCGACUCCAUCUUCAUUCAAGUGACUGAGAUUCCUAGCAAAGAAUCUGCUUUCCCGCUCACGCUGGUUCUUGUUUUCGGGAUUGUGGGCAUCCUCAUACUCAUCAUGCUAAUUGUCGUCUCUCAGCAGCACAGAUUGAUGAUGAUUGUGUUGCCCCCGGUUCCUGCUCCCAAAAUUAAAGGCAUCGAUCCAGAGCUGUUAAAGAAAGGCAAGCUGGACGAGCUGAAUUUCAUCCUUAGUGGUGGAGUUAUGGGUGGCCUACCCACUUAUGCACAAGAUUUCUACCAAGACGAGCCAUGGGUGGAGUUCAUCGAGGUGGAUGCUGAGGAGGAAGAUGCUGGAGAGAAGGAAGACAACCAGGGCUCGGACACCCAGAGGCUCCUGGGUUUGUCCCAGCCUGCCAGCCACCACUUAACCAUCAGCUUCCCUGAUGAUGACUCAGGCCGGGCCAGCUGUUAUGACCCGGAUAUGCCCGACCAGGACACCUUAAUGCUGAUGGCCACCCUGCUGCCAGGCCAACCCGAGGUUGAAGAAGCCUCCUUGGAUGUUGUAAAAAGAGCCCCAGCACCAGAGAAAAGCGAGAGGCCCCUCGUCCAAACCCAAACCGGAGGGCCCCAGACUUGGGUCAACACAGACUUCUAUGCCCAGGUCAGCAAUGUGAUGCCCUCUGGGGGAGUGGUACUGUCUCCUGGACAGCAACUCAGAAUCCAGGAGAACACCUCAGGCAUAGAGGAGGAAACAGUAAAGAAGGGAAAAGAGCACAAAGGCAGCGAGGGCACUGAGGAAAAUAAGCAAAAGGAGCUGCAGUUUCAACUGCUGGUAGUGGAUCCUGAAGGAAGCGGCUACACCACAGAGAGCAACGCCCGGCAGAUCAGCACUCCGCCCAGCUCCCCCAUGCCUGGUGAUGGAUAUCAAAUCAUACACCCUCAGCACGUUGAGACCAAACCUGUAGCAACAGCAGAGGAUAAUCAAUCGCCAUAUAUUCUUCCUGACUCUCCCCAAUCCCAGCUUUUUGCCCCUGUUGCAGACUACACAGUGGUACAGGAGGUGGACAGUCAACACAGUCUGCUCCUCAACCUGCCUCCCCGCCAGUCUCCCCCUCCCUGCCUGCCACAGCACCCACUCAAGGCCCUAUCUUCUAUGCCCGUGGGGUACAUCACCCCAGACCUACUGGGGAACCUCUCACCGUGAAAGGACAAUGCCAUUAGGCCUUUUAAGUGUGAGGUUGAUUGAGCAGGAAUCCCCCCUGCAGUCAUAAAAGCCUUUUUCUACCUGAUUCCUGCUGGAAACCAAAUAACUUGUAGCACACAGUGUGGAUGAGAGGGUACAAGUUUAUUUUCAGAGGGUGCUGAAAGGGAGACAUGAAAAGCUACCAAGCUGUAUUCUUGACUCUUUUACGUCUACUACGUCAAUUAAUUUGAUGCAAAUGUAGCCAAAAGGAAACACUACAAAUCUACUUUAUUUGUUAACAUCCAUAGAUUAUAGACACAGGUUUUUGGCUGAGACUGUGAUUGUGAUGAGUCAAAAAGCAUUAGCUCAAUGCUGAACUACCUGGGAUUGCAUUACCUCUCUGGGUAAUUGUGUUUAGAGAAAUGGCAUUGCGAAAGUCUUAAUCUUACAGAGAGAUGUCCAUGUGUGAUUGAUCGGGAGAAGACAAGCACAUACUUGUCAUGUGCUGUAGAAGCCCUGUGUGAUCCAAAUUAUUUUCCCUCCUGUGUUUAUGACUUAAGAAGAGAUAAAGUGAAGGUUUUAUGAGGGUAAAUUUUCAAAUUCCCUUAAUUAUAAUUUUUAUUUUAAUCUGUGCAAAAGGUGGAGAAAAAAAUUGUAAUUUUUAAGUUACCUUUUUUCCAACUCUGAAAAACAGGUUAAAAAUAAGUUUUGACAGGUAAAAAAAAUAAAUUAUUAGGUGUUUGUUGUUGUAAUACUAAUUUUAGCCACAAGAGGUUGAUGCGCACUAGAUGUAAAAAAUAAUAAUAAUGAUACUUAUUAGAUUAUCCUGCCAGUAUAAAAUCUUUUUUUCACUUGUUCUUAAGUUAUCAACACUAGGGAGAAAACAAUUAAGAUCAGAAUUAUAAAAAAUUUAAAUUGUAAAAUCACCAGAAUUUUUUUCCCUCUUGCCUUACAGGGCUUCCGUAUAUGUUUCACACUACACCAAGACGAAGCUGUUGUUGAUAUGUCUUGCUUGCAGAGAUGUUUUGCUGUGCAAUUGUGGCUUAUUUUGUAUUCUUAAAUUUAUUAUCACAUCGUGUCAUCUAUAAACACUUAAAGAAAUAAUCCACCCUAAAAUACAGCUGAAAACACUACUAUGCAGUUUUACCUUGCAUUCCUGGUUUCAUUUUUCUGAUAGUAUGCUGUUCACAUUUUCAUGAAUAUGUGGCCAAACAUAGAUUAUAUGAUGUCAAGAAAUUUUUCUCUAUUUUUCUACGGUCAAAAUAGAGUUUAGCAUUUUAAGAAAUACUUUAAACAAAUAAAAAAAAAUACAGCACAAACACACACACACAGGCAUGAGUCAUUGGGACAAAACUGUUGUAUCUCUUUCCUUCCUUCGGGGAUACUAACAGGCAUUCUGGUAAAUGAAGGAAUAGAAGCAGGUGAUGUUUAAAAGGGAAAUUACAACAUUUUAUCAUAAACUAGUACCUAAAAUGCAUAUAGACACACACCUAGCAGUUGCAUAUUAUCCUGCGGCCACAGCCAAGUCUCACCUUUAAAACCAGCACUCACUCAUAAUCCCUUAAAGUGAAACUCUAAUGAGCAAGCUUUCUGAUGGGAGAGUUGAAUUCUCCUCAUGUUGCAUUGUUAUUGCAGGGCCAGCGACUGGAAUACGUUGAAAGACUGUGAAAAGUAUGUACUAGCUGUAAUUAGCUAACAUUUUAUACUUAUAUACUUAUACUUAUACUUUAUUAUCUGCCAAGUGUUCAUGUUAACAACCUGUGCCUAUGAUAGUGUUUUGGCUUGCCAUUUCUGUGCUUGCGUAAUUAGAACUUUAUGCAUUGCUAUAUACAGGCUAGUGCUGCUAUAGUUGAAUUGUUGCAAAGCCUCUCAGAUUCCCAACUCAAAGUCUGCACAUGCAUGGACACAGUCUAAAACUAUCUUUAAAAAAAUGCCUUAUAUGAUAUUUAAUUUUGACUUCCUGACAUAAUCAUAAAAAUGAUGAGCUGAAAAUUGUCAAAGGAAAUAGUUGCAAGGUUUUCUGAGGCCACUUAACCAUAAUUUGCACACUUCCGAUCAUGCUCGUAAAACAUACUGCAGUUCCCAAACCAAAAAUAUUGACCAGGGCUAGUGCUGAAAAACAGAUUUCUGGUUUGAUACAGAAACAAUACAUAGAUAGUUAGAUACAGUUUUUUUUGUCAGUGAGAUGUUACAGGUUAUAUGUAUGUAAAUAGGCAUGGAUUCCUAGUAUCUUUGCCCCAAUACUUUUCUUAGAAAAAACUGACAAUGUAAGCUCUUUAUAAUAGCCUGUAUGGGUGAGAGGAUUGCAGAGGAAACCUUUUGAAAGGUUUUCAUCCUAUGAAUUCUGUCAUAAAGACUUAGACAAUGUGCCUAUGACAAACACAGCAGCAUAGCAUAAUAUAUACAAUAGUAGCUAUCUAAGCUUAGGCUAAUCGAGCUUGUGCGUUAUGCAGGGUUUUGUGAUGCAGAACAAUGAGUUUCCACUACAGUGAGGCUAUUAAUGAUUCAGAAGCACUGUUAUUGUUCAACAGAAAGGCCCAAGCCCAAACCCCAGCCUCCAAAUCAGCACAUCUCAUCAAAACAAAACAUACUUCACCGUGCAAAGAAAACGCAUCCUGCCUUUGAGUCGCGUAGCUAUGAAAUCAUCCUUGAGAUAAAGAGGUCUUUUGUGUGAGACAAUCGCAUGAUAAAGAGAGACAAAGCAAGAGCCAUAAAAUUACAUUUUUUUCAAACUGUGAAUAUGAUAGAUAUGUGCCAUUUCUCUCUGUCUGUCUGUCUGUCUGUCUGUCUGUCUGUCUGUCUCUCAGAGCUCAGUGUUCUGUCAUUGCUGCCUAGUGCUGAUGAUACCAGCAAGUUGAUGCUGUCGCAGAAAUGUCUUAAUAUAUUUACUAGUUCUGUAAAAUUACAAGUAUAUAUAUUUUUUAUGUAAGUAAUGUUACUAAUCACAAUAUAUUGCUGCUCGGUACAUGUAUUUGUCCUGCAUCCAGCCUUAGAGAGGGCAACGAUCACUGUGUUGUGUGAUAAAACCUGAUACUGAAAAUGAUUGCCUGGGAGAAAUAAGCAGAUAUGAUUAUGUUUCAGUUAUCUGUUCACUUAUCAGUAGCAACAAUAUGACAGUUUGCCUCAAAGUCAAGUCACCUAAUGAUGCUCAUCCACCUUUCACAGUGUUCACACCAACCCAGUCGCCAGAAUAAAUGUUGUGGGUUACUACAAACCACAGAUCAAUAAAUCUACCUACCAUGGUAGUAAUUAAGCUUUGGGGUGGGGGGAACUCACUGAUGCACUGGCUCACAGUUUUAAAUACGUGGUUAAUGUUGUGAAUUCAAACUAAACAUACUUUAGUAUAGUCAGGAACCAAAACUACUUGGUUAAGGUUAGGAAAAACUACUACUUCAGUUUCAAUAAAGAUGAGAAAUCCCUGACACAGUUAGGUAGGUCACGUAGAAUGUGACAUUAGAAUGUGACAUAUUUAUGGACAGAAGUUAAUUUACAGGUUAACACAGACAUUUACAAUAGUCUCUUGGGUUAAAAUCCAGUGUCUGUCCAACCUCCCUGACCUCCUCUUGUGAUGCUAAUUAUACUGUGUCACCGGACCAGGGCUGAACCUAAAGAAUGGCAAAAAUGUUUCAUAUCAACAUAUCUGUGGUUUGCAUAAAUGUGCAGUGCAUUUUUUUUUCUAGUGAUUGAGUUGUUCACACCCAUCCAAAGAUCCUCACAAGGCUCUCUGUGUACAUGAAGGAAGAUCAGAAUGAUAGAAUAAUGGGAGAAGCGGAGCACUGCUAAGGUUUUGUUUCAGUUGUACUGUGGUUGAUUGUGAAUGUGUGCAAACUGGAAUAUGCAAUGCAAUUACAAUGCAUUGCUGUACAAUGUUGAAUUGUAAAAAAAAAAAAAAAAAAAAAAAAAAACAGGAAAAAAGUUAAAUCGCUGAAAUUGUUUUCUAAAAGGUUACAGCGAAAAAGAUAAAUCGGGAGGUGCUUCUUCUUUUUUUUGUUCAAGCUUACUGUACAGGUGUUUAGUACAUUGUGUCUGCAUUAUUCUUAUUUUUAUUUUUUUUGCCAGUACACAAUGAGCUCAUUCUUAACCUAGUGUAAAAGUUUGCAACGGUUUCAAGCUUAUAAAUGUUACAGACACUUUAGAGCAAGCACUUUGUACACAUAUAUAACUGAUGUUUAAAAUAGUAUUCAGAUUUUGUAUUUUGGACUAAAUCAAGUCAAUGAAUUACCUGGUAUUGUAAGACAGCAUUUUUUUUAUUCAGCACAAUAAUCAGUGAAUGAGGAACCUUCUAUAUCAAAAAGCUUUAGUUUUGUCCUGCAGAGUUUAUGGGACAUAUUUUACACUACCAGAUUGAUAGAAUGAUGUACUGUAAUGGAGUAUUUAAUGUUUGCUAUAAGAUCUAUGAAUACAUAGAGCAGAUAGAUAUAGUAUUUUAUGAAGUCAUAUUAAAAUAUAGGCAGAGUGAAAUAGUUAUACUGUAACUCUGCAUUCUGACAGUUGUCCCAUUAUGUGAUUUCAUUUCAUUUGAAGGGGCUACAGUGUUUUAUAACGAUGUGUUUUGGCCUUCAUUUUCUUGGUUUUGCAUCUGUUCAUGGGUGGCUUUUGUCGCCCUGUUAAGCCUGUAAGUAAUCUAGAUUAAUGGGAUUUGUAACUCUUUGUCCAAGAGUGUGCAGCCAGACUUUUUUCAAGUUGUUCGGGAAAUAGUUAAAUUCUUGACCUGAGUACGGUGCAGCAGCUGGCUUUUUAUAACUACGUCCAUUGGCUCCACUGUAUAUUCUUUCUAUCCAUGUGUUAUUUAUUUGUCUGCGUAAAGCCCUCAGAUCACCCCCACCACCUAUCUGACCACAGUGGAUGGGGCACCGUGAGUAAUGUGUUAGUCCCUGACAUGUGUCAUCCAGGCUCAUAAAACUGGAAAUAUUCUCCUUGUCAGAAUUGGAAACAGCUGCAUUGUGGUCGUAAAAAAACUCAACACUAUAAUUUAACCGUUUGCAUCGGCUUCAUUAAUUCAUAUGCUUUUGUUCCAUAUUUUCAUACCCCUUGACCUUGGAGCCACUGUUCUCUGUCAGCUGCUGUUUUACUCGAGGCCAACAACUCUGUUGAUUGUUGAUGAUUUGAUAUUGUUCUCUUACCAGUUGAGCCUUUCUGGUGUUGUAUGUGUGAUCAAUAAGCUUUCAACAAGUUACACAAUAAAUGUAUAUACAGCAUCUUGA
Messenger RNA from Centropristis striata (black sea bass), 7431 nucleotides. It is a transcript of the gene ghra, whose product is annotated as growth hormone receptor a. The transcript is spliced from 10 exons. The record is from RefSeq and is a predicted model, not a curated record. Bases 353 to 2248 code for a protein of 631 amino acids. Gene Ontology annotation, cellular component: membrane. Gene Ontology annotation, molecular function: cytokine receptor activity; protein binding. Lineage: Eukaryota; Metazoa; Chordata; Actinopteri; Perciformes; Serranidae.